UACUGCGCCUGCGUGAAAGCAGGAACGGUGGAGGAGUUUCACUGUUUUGCUACUGUAAAAUCUUAGGGUAGUGAAUCGCUAGGAGAGAUACAGGGGAAGAACGGAGCCGAAUUUACGAGCGUUCCCCGAUAAUGCUAUUUUAAAAUGAUUGUGACUGAAUAAAGUUUUUCUACAUGAGAUGGACAAUUAGUACGGACAAAAGUUUAGUUGCCUAGGCUGUGAAGAGUUUGCGCGCAGCUACCUAACUAGCUAUGCUAACGUUCGCUAGCUAGCGAGCUAGAUACAACUGUAAACAUGGUUUAAAUUGGUUGCUCACUUGACGUUAUAUUGCAGUAAUUUUAAUUGAGCGUGAAUUAUGUUAUGAAUGUGUGUCUGUCGUAGCCAAUACCGUAUUUAGGAUACAUGUAUGCUUGGAUUCAAACAGCCGCAGUGUGUACACAAAUCAAACAACUGCAGCAGAGGCAGCAGAUGAUGGAGGAGCUGUGGAGACGUGGCAUGCCCCUGUCAGAUCGAAUGGAAAAUGACCCCCCAGCCGAUAUGGCCCCAGGGUCCACGACCACAGCGGCCCCGUCGGGCUCCAAUGCUUCCUGGAUGCCAGACACCCCCCUGGUGACCCCUGAGGAACCAUACUUCCUCAUGACCUCCACUGCCCAGACUGUGUCGGGGUUCUUUGUCUGGACAGCCCUGCUAAUAACCUGCCACCAGAUUUACAUGCACCUGCGCUACUACAGCUCUCCCAAUGAGCAGAGGCACAUAGUUCGCAUCCUCUUCAUCGUUCCCAUCUACGCCUUUGACUCGUGGCUCAGCCUCCUCUUCUUCACUAACGAAGAGUACUACGUCUACUUUGACACGGUCCGCGACUGCUACGAAGCGUUUGUGAUCUACAACUUCCUCAGCCUGUGUUAUGAGUACCUUGGAGGGGAGAGCGCCAUCAUGGCUGAGAUCAGAGGAAAGCCCAUUGAGUCCAGCUGUGUGUACGGCACCUGCUGUCUCUGGGGAAGGACUUACUCCAUUGGAUUCCUCCGAUUCUGCAAACAGGCCACUCUACAGUUCUGUGUGGUGAAGCCUCUGAUGGCCAUGAUCACAGUCAUCCUGCAGGCCUUUGGGAAGUACAGAGAUGGAGACUUCAAUGUGGCCAGUGGGUACCUGUAUGUGACCAUCAUCUAUAACUUCUCUGUCAGCCUGUCUCUCUACGCCCUCUUCCUCUUCUACUUCGCCACCCGCAACCUGCUGGUCCCCUACAGCCCCAUGCUCAAGUUCCUCAUGGUCAAGUCUGUCAUCUUCCUCUCUUUCUGGCAGGGUAUGCUGCUGGCCAUCCUGGAGAAGUGUGGAGCCAUCCCUAAAAUCAACUCUCCCGAAGUGUCAGUUGGGGAGGGCACAGUCGCCGCCGGCUACCAGAACUUUAUCAUCUGCAUUGAGAUGUUCUUUGCCGCUGUGGCCCUGCGCCACGCCUUCACCUACAAGGUCUACAUGGACAAGAGGCUGGACUCCUACGGGUCCUUUCCUAUUUUUGGACAGUACGGUCGUUGCGCCCCAAUGAAGAGCAUUUCCAGCAGUCUGAAGGAGACCAUGAACCCCGGAGACAUGGUGCAGGACGCCAUCCACAACUUCUCCCCGGCCUACCAGCAGUACACACAGCAGUCCACCCUUGAGCAGCGCGGAGGGGCGCCAGUGUCCCGCAGCCACAGCAACCUCAGCACCCGCGACAACGAGAAGACCCUGCUGCUCAGCUCCGACGAUGAGUUCUGAGCCCCCCUACACACCGACCGGUGGUACUACUGGGAGGUGGAGACGGGAGGGGCUUUAUGGACUCUACUAUAGUGCCGUAUGAAAUCGACAGGCUUGAGUCCUUUGGCUGAUCCACUUCAUUGCGUACAUGAACAUAGUACUCAUAUUCCUCAGUCUAUAUUGACAAUGCAAGCAACCUACUACAUAGGGGUCCAUUGCCACAUACCCCUGCCAAUAUGGAUCAAUACAGAUACACACACUCGUGCAUAGACCAUUCCCAGGUGUCUUCAGGCUGUGUGUUAACACUACAAAAGGCCUACCACACAGAAAAACACUCACCAACCUGCAUGCCAUUGACAUGAGUACCAUUGAAAUAUUGUCAAUUAUACAGCAUCCCCCUCGCCCUCCUGCCAGCUCUGCCUCUUGCUGAAAUGUUGCCAAAUAGAGGGAGAUCCCGCUUGGUCAGCAGGACCCUCUCUAAUUUAAGAUUUCAGAGUGACUUGGAUAAGACACUAAGGGAUCCCGAAAUCACUGUAUACUUUGAUGUUUAUUGACCUUGAUGGUAUUCUUCUCAUUUAAACAAAUCUAUUAUGAAGGGAGGUUAUUAUUAUAUGAUGUGUGUGUUGGCAUGAACAGGAAGGUACAGUGAGGAUAAUAUAAUUGGGGGGUUUUGGGGGUCAUUUGGGGUGUAUCCCGGAAUGUUAUGGUUGUUGUUGACAACGUAUUGAGGGAACAGCUGUUGACAGAGGUUUGGUGCGGAUUUCAGAUUAAAGAGGAACGGGCUUCUUAGCAGAGCUGGACCCGGCCGCAGCAGACAGGAUUAGAAUCAUGUAAUUGGGGCGUUAUGUGCGGCACAGAUCAGGCAUGUUUUACCAUUACGUUGGUCUAAUGGUCAUAUCGCACCAAACUGCGCAUGUGCAGAACGUCUAAUUAAAGGAUGUCUUUUGAUAGUUUUUUGGACAAAAAUGAAAACUUCCAGUUUGUCACUUUCACGAGGUUGGAGUAAUAAAUAACAUGUUCAACUACUUAAGACAUUGGCUCAAAUCUAGGGUUGUAUCUUUAGAUUGAGAAAAUAAACAACUAAUUUCACUGUU
This is a messenger RNA of Oncorhynchus keta (chum salmon), 2822 nucleotides long. Its product is annotated as transmembrane protein 184B-like. The coding region runs from base 403 to 1749 and encodes 448 amino acids. Lineage: Eukaryota; Metazoa; Chordata; Actinopteri; Salmoniformes; Salmonidae. Gene Ontology annotation, molecular function: transporter activity. The record is from RefSeq and is a predicted model, not a curated record. Gene Ontology annotation, biological process: transport. The transcript has 10 exons.